AUGCCAUACAGAGCAAAGCUCUUCCUUUGUGCUUUUUUAAAUUUCUUGGUAAAAGGAUGUUUGGGAAACGAUAAAGUGACAGCAGCAGAAAAUGUGACGUCAUUAAGAAAGGCUUUACUGCGGAACUAUGAUCCUUACUUACGACCCCGGAAAAAUCAAAUUGAUCCAGUCGUCAUUAACGCUAGUUUUUUCGUCCUCCGCUUCAAUGAUAUCAAUGAAAAGGAGGAAACUGUUACUCUUCUAGGUAGCUUAAUGAUUCUUUGGAAUGAUGAAUUUCUUGUCUGGGACAAACAACAGUAUUCAAAUAUAAGUAGCAUAGAGUUGAAAACAAAUGACAUAUGGUGGCCAACGAUAUCUUUGGGUAAUCCUGUCGGAGAUUUUGAGACAUUCGAGAAUCCAUACAAGAUUUUUCGCGUUUCUUCUUCCGGUGAUAUAGUGUGGUUUCCUGGCGGUUUAUAUUCAGUAGUGUGUGAGUUGAAUUUAAAAAAGUAUCCUUUCGAUACACAAAAUUGUGAUUUCAUUUUCUCUGUUCUCGGAUACCCUCCCGAUGACAUCAUAAUCAACGCGGUUUCUAGCGACCUCCAGGUACGAGGAACAACCGAGUGGGAUGUUGUCGCCGGCAGAGUUUCCAGUAUGCCCUACGGAAAGACUGGACUGAUUGCGAGCUUUACUCUACAAAGAAAACCAUUUUUUGUGGUAUUGACAGUGUUGUUGCCACUGUGUUUGCUCUCUGUAAUGAAUGUGUUUGUCUUUCUCAUUCCUGUAGAAUCUGGUGAGAAAAUUUCUUUUGCGAUCACCACAUUUCUGGCGUAUUCGAUUUAUCUUUCCGCCAUAGGAUCUUCUCUCCCUGCUAAAGACAACGUUCACAUGGCGGUAUACAUAGAAAUACUGAUGGUUCUUAGUGUUGUUAUCAUGGUAUUAGUCAUUGUUCAAACAAGGCUCUUCUUUUAUUACGGUGACCACAAUCUGCCCUGUUUUGCUGGAAAAGUUGGCGUUGACAAAACUAUUGAUAGACCAAAUUCUGGUGACGAAAACAAAAUGUCCCCUGCAGAAAAUUCAAAACCAUUGAAAAGAACAUGGGCAAAUAGUAUGGUAUUAAUGGAUAAAAUUUUCUUUUUUUCUUUUACGUGUGUUUUAGGAUCAGUCAGUAUCUAUUAUUUUGAUUUGAUGAUGCUCAAAUCCUAA
This is a messenger RNA of Saccostrea echinata, 1185 nucleotides long. Its product is annotated as neuronal acetylcholine receptor subunit alpha-3-like. The record is from RefSeq and is a predicted model, not a curated record. The coding region runs from base 1 to 1185 and encodes 394 amino acids. Gene Ontology annotation, molecular function: transmembrane signaling receptor activity; neurotransmitter receptor activity; extracellular ligand-gated monoatomic ion channel activity. NCBI's taxonomy places the organism in Eukaryota, Metazoa, Mollusca, Bivalvia, Ostreida, Ostreidae. Gene Ontology annotation, biological process: chemical synaptic transmission; nervous system process; monoatomic ion transmembrane transport. Gene Ontology annotation, cellular component: neuron projection; membrane; synapse. The transcript has a single exon.